CGUCACUUGGGCUACAGAAAAUUUAGGACAUACCUCACCUACCAAUAACAAGAAUAUACACUCAACAAAUCAUAGAGCUUUACGGAUUCAUACGGAAAGGCUCAAACGCGUCAAUUGAACAUUGUGAAGAAACUUGUGUUUGUAUUUGAUCGUUCUACUGGAAAGUGCCUCUGUUGCUUAAACGCGUGUCUAAAGUGACCGAGUACUUAUAGAAAUUUGUUAGUAUUCUGGGUUUUGUAAAAAUCAUUCUUUUUCUUCUUAAAAUUGCCUUCUUUUAACUUGGAUUUUCCUUCCUUGCAAUUGACGCGUUGGGUAGAGGACAUUGUGUGUGGCUUUUUAUAGACUGGUUCUUCUCUUACUUGUACUUUUUUUAGUCCUCCAUCAAACUUGAUUUGUGCGCUACGCUUUCUUCCAUGGGUCAAGGGAAAGGUCGUACAUUUUAUGAGAAUCAAUUUCCGAAUCAUGGUGCUUAUGAAUCACUAACGGAAUUUGAUCUGUAUCUGGAAUCCAAGACAAACGAGUCAAGCGGGACUCCUCUCGGCUUUCCUCCUAACCUAUCCCCUUUGUCAUUACAAGAUAUAGGGUCCAUCCAUUCCUCUGUAAACCAAGUCAGUCCCAAUGAUCUUGAAAUCUCUAGACUAGACUCGGUCGAUUCCCCUUCUUCCAGUGCUAGUGCUCAUAUGUCUAGCCCUUCUUCGUUGUCCUUUGAAACUAGGCUGCAAAAUCCCACCGGUAAUCCAACAAACGGUAAUGACACACUUUCCUCGGAGAAUUAUAUUUCUUCGGAUUUCGGAGGAAAUUGUGCCAUUCUAGAUAAUAGUCAGGAGAAAAACACACCAGACGAGUAUACUAGCAAACUGAAGUGGCCGUUUCAGAAGCUGAAUGAAGUUUGUGAUAACUCCCGAAGCCAGUCUUCCAAACGCGGGGUUGGCAUUUUGCGCCGUUUCCUUCCUUCCUCCCGGUUAGGACGUUUAAAUCGCGUCUCUCCUUUACGCACAUCUAGUACUACAGGUAUAUAUUCGCUUGACUCGCCUGAUCUAACACCUCUUUCUGUCUCCACAACUCAUCUUCAUCACUCUUCUGCGAAUGAUUCCGGGAACCAGUCUCGUUCCCCUAGCCUGAAGGCGGGUCUUUCAUCUGCUGAUGUCAAACAGAUGGACGUUGCUGAACGAUCUAGAUGUUUGGAUGCAAUGCUAGAGGAAGUCCUUCAAUUAGAUACAGCGUACGAGGCUGCUGAAAAACGAAUGAUGGAAUCUGGUUGGAGCAGUAUGGAAGAAAUUCGCGAUGUUCAUGCCAAGCGAUUAGAUGCUUGGCAAACUUGGAAACGAAACUUACUUCCCUUACGAGGUAAGUGCUAGUAUCUGUGCCUUGAAUUUCUUCUGUUAUUUCCUUCUUUUCAAUUGUUCUUGUAUUCCCUACGAACUUUAAAAACUGCUCCUUUUUUAGCCACUUUUUAGGUUUAGCUUUCCUUGUUUCCCUUUUUUUUUCGUCCAUCUCCAUCACCAUCUCUCCUCAAUUUGAUGGUGAUAUUUGUCCUUGCAUAAACAGUUGGCAACGCUGGCCUACUUUUUUUUUUCUCUCGCAUUUUUAUUCAAAAAAUUAUAUUUCGGUAUUUGUUGGUUAAUGUUUUUCAUGUUCUUUAUCCUGUUGUUUGUCCUAAUGCCAAUGUUUCAAAAGUUCAUUGAUAGCAGUCUUAGAUAGUUACAAAUUGAGUUAUGCAUAUUUCUUCAACGCACUCUAUUUUUCUCAUUUUACGGUUUUGUAUAUCUAAAUAAAAUAAUAUUGCAACUCUUUUGUUUCUUG
This is a messenger RNA of Schizosaccharomyces cryophilus OY26, 1803 nucleotides long. RefSeq lists its product as uncharacterized. The record is from RefSeq and is a predicted model, not a curated record. The transcript has a single exon. Lineage: Eukaryota; Fungi; Ascomycota; Schizosaccharomycetes; Schizosaccharomycetales; Schizosaccharomycetaceae. The coding region runs from base 414 to 1358 and encodes 314 amino acids.